Lingula anatina is the source of this 1672-nucleotide messenger RNA. RefSeq names its product mediator of RNA polymerase II transcription subunit 19. Lineage: Eukaryota; Metazoa; Brachiopoda; Lingulata; Lingulida; Lingulidae. The record is from RefSeq and is a predicted model, not a curated record. Gene Ontology annotation, biological process: positive regulation of transcription by RNA polymerase II. Gene Ontology annotation, molecular function: transcription factor binding; transcription coregulator activity. Gene Ontology annotation, cellular component: mediator complex.
ACUAGCUCUCACUCCGCAUGUUUUGAUGACGUAGAACACAACGUCUGAGGAAGCUCAUGGAUUUAUACAGAAGAAGCGACCAGACUUCUCCAAAGUCUAGUCCAAGGGGCUCUCGAUCACCUGCCAUACCAAGACAAGACUCGACUGGAACACUCAAAACAACCAUUGCACUCGGAAAGAAUCCGGCAAUCAUACAGAAAGGCCCUUUUUACCUUAUGAAAGAGCCACCAGAUGAAGCCAAGUUGACAGGGAACACCAACUUGCUAUCUUACCAUGGGUUGGAGCAUUCCUACAACAAGUUCUGUGGCAAAAAGAUCAAAGAAGAACUUAAUGCAUUCUUGCCAAAUCUUCCAGGAAAUAUCGAUGCACCUGGAAUUCAAGACAACAGCUCUCUCCGCUCUUUGAUAGAAAAGCCACCUAUAACUGGCAAGGAAUUGAUUCCUUUAUCUGGAUCAGCAUUAGCAGGUUUUAGACUACACCCUGGGCCACUACCAGAGCAAUACCGUCUCAUGCAUCAGAUGCCUCCUAAAAAGCACAAACAUAAAAAGAAACGGAAAGAGGAAACAAAAGAAGGGCCAUUGCAAGAAAAUCAAGAUAAUGCGUCAGAAGCCAGUGUGGAACAGAAGACGAAACAUAAAAAGCAAAAACGAAGUGAUGAAGAGAGAGAAAAACGGAAAAAGAAAAAAGAAAAGAAGAAGAAGAAACAAAAGCACAGUCCAGAACACCCAGGUCCAUCCACAGAAGGAAGCUCAAAGAUUACAUAGUCUCUGUAAAACAAGGACCAUAUGGAACAGCAUAGGAAAGUUCACUCAACUACAGCGUGGACAUGGUCUUUUUCAUAUCAGAAAUAUGCAGUGAUGGCAGCUAUAUACCACAGAAAAACCAGUAAUGUCAGUUAACUCAGAUGUCACCAGAGUACAAUGGGGGCAUCCAGAAACAGCACAGUUAAAUCAGUAUUUAUUUAAACUCCGGAAGUCAGGAUUGGAAUACUGUUGGUCUCUUUGAUUACUUUUGUCUCCUGGGUUUCUGUCAGUUUGCCCUAGAUUAUAGUCAUGUAUUGGGAAAACUGGGACACAGUGGCCUCAUUAUUGAGAAGUGCAAGCACUCUUUACUGUCAGCAGUUCGUCGUUUUUUACCAUGGUUACAGUUGGAACAUUGCUAGAUGGCAUCUGUGUUGUCAAGGAUAAUCAAUAUAGUAUCUUAAAGAGUGAAAGCUUUUUUUUCCUCAAUUUUUGAAGGUAAACACCAUUCAGUCAGGAGGUGUCUGGGUUGAGGUGAGAAAAUUGUCACAGAUGCCUUGUUAGUGUUAGUGCUGUCACCUCUGCAAAGAGGAAUGGGGUGCAGGGCAGGCCAGGUGGUCUUGUCUCAUGACUCACUUUUCACACGGUUCUUUCCACUUCAAAACACAACCGUUCAAGCCAGGAGUUUGAUCAGAGACAGACCAGUAUCAAAGUCUAGUCACUUACAUUACCCCUGUCAUACCAUGACUUCCAGUGGAUUUACAUACUUUAAUUGCAGUUAAGGACUAGUAUCACAUGUUUUACAUGUCCAAUGCUGUAUCUUGUAUAAACUGUACAUCUUUGUUAAUACACUCUUGUUCAUUUUGUAAAUAACUUGUAGAUUUUUAUAAGUAAAAUUUGAAAAACUACUGUAUGUCUGAAAUAUAUUUAUC